CUACUAUUUGAGAUGGUAAAUCCAACCUACACAAAUGUCUCCCGAUCCACAUGUUAAGGAGAUUUAUUUGUCUCAACAAGACAUCUUGAUGCCAAUGAUGCGGGAGGUGGAUGAGUCAUUCGAAUCGAAUCACAUUCAAGCCAGCUUGAAAAGGAGCUCGCAGCAGAAAAAGACGACGACAAAGACUCACUAGUUGUCUAGUUUGAGUUUCCCACUGAACUGCGCCAUCUCGCUCAAUUGGCCUCGCUCCUUCCCCUCCCAUGGCGUCGCUCUCUUUCUCACUCUCCUAUGAAAGAGAAGAUAGAUCUUAAUUACCCACUUCUUAAAUAAAACUGUCCGGCUCUUUAGUUUAAAAAAAAGGGAACACAAGAUCGGGAAACUCGGCAAAGGUCGCCACCAUUUAUCGUCUCUCCCCGAUCCAAGAAGGCAUCUCUCAGUUCCCGUCUUCGAAGCUCGCCGGCCGACGCACGGAAGCAACCGAGUACACAAAUCCACAUCCACAGUCUCUCGGAUUCCCAGGUGAAAAUUUGUGACCCCCCAAUUCAUGAAUUUGAGGGUACAUCGCUGCUUUUCCUUUCUCCCUAAACCGGAGUAGCCUAGGGAUUUCAGACCCAGAAAAUGGGGAUUCUCAUGUUACUGUUUGGGAUUUGACGAAUUUGCCGGUUCCCCACUUUUGGGUUUGGAAUUGGAUUUUCUGAUGGAUACUUUUAUGAAAUGCAUGUUCUUAGACAUUGGAUUUGCUCUCAUCUAGAUUAUCAUUUCAUUAAAUGCAUGGGUUCUUCUUUCCUUUUCAGGGAAAGAGGCGAGAGAGGGAAACAAUUUGUGAUCUCUUUUGUUCAUUAAUUGAGAAAAAAGUUCCAAGCUUGGAUCCAAUUCAAUAAAAGGGGAUCGGGCGGUUUUCGGGUUUGUUGCUUGGUCCCUUUCAGAAGCAACUGAAUUGGGGGAUGUUUUCCCCUAUUUGGGCAAGUUUUCUUCUGGAUUCGGAAAUGCAACAAUGACUUCUGGUUGGUCCAAAGGCUCUGCUACCAUGGCAGCUUCUGCUGCAUUCCCAAGAUCUCUUGCUUACAUCACUGCAUCAGUGGCAGGGCUUGCUGUGUUUUUGUUCUUAGCUUCGUUGCUCUUGGUCUCGAAUCCGUUAUCUUCUACAGUUCAGGGAUACUUUUACAAGGUUGAUACACCGAAAGUGAUUCUUCCUCCAGUUAUUCCACAGAAUCAAAAAGAUAGUUAUAGUAAUGUAGAUGUUGGUGAUCGUAAGAGCCCGCCAUCUGGGUCUGAUUUUGAAGUAAAACCCACGAGUUUGAGCGGUGUUAAUGGUAGUGUAAGCGAGAGUGUGAGGUAUUCUUCGCCAUCUGGUUCGGAGUCAAAUGUGGAUGUUCCUGAUAGUAAUAAAGAGCGAAAAGAGGAGUCCGUGAAGGAAGAUGUUCAUGUCCAAGUUCCGGCUGGUAAUGAGGAAGCAAAAGAGGAGCCCGCGAAGAAAGAUCGUCUGGCUGACACGAAGGAUUUGGGUAUUAAGAAUCCUGCUAGUGUAGAUGCAUCUACUAAUAAAGAAGCGAAAGUGGAGCCCGAGAAGAAAGAUCGUCUGGAUGACACAAAGGAUUUGGGUAUUAAGAAUCCUGCUAGUGUAGAAGCAGCUACUAAUAAAGAAGCGAAAGUGGAGCCCGAGAAGAAAGAUCGUCUGGCUGACACGAAGGAUUUAGGAAUCAAGAACCCUGCUAUUGUUGAUGAAGAAGUAUCCAAGGGUGCAAAAGUUGCAGAGGCUAGCUCUGUCCCAUCUGCUGCAGAUCCCAAAUUGAAGAGCGGGGAAGAAAUAUCUGCUGCAGCUAGCAAAGAGGUUACAACAGGAAAUGGUUCAGAUGAUUCAGGAUGUGAUCUCUUCAAGGGAACUUGGUUUUAUGACCCACGUGGGCCCUUAUACACGAACAAUAGCUGCCCGGUCAUUACACAGAUGCAGAACUGCCAAGGAAAUGGAAGACCCGAUAGAGAGUACGAGAGUUAUCGGUGGAAACCAUCGCAAUGUGACCUCCCUCGUUUCGAUGCCAAAAAGUUCCUCGAACUGAUGAGAGGAAAAACCCUAGCUUUCAUUGGCGAUUCAGUGGCUCGAAACCAAAUGGAGUCAUUGCUCUGUCUUCUCUGGCAGGUGGAAGUUCCAAAAAACAGAGGGAACAAAAGAAUGCACCGAUACUACUUCAGAUCAACAUCUACCAUGAUCGUCCGAAUGUGGUCCUCGUGGCUCGUCCAUCAAACUCCAGAAGCCAUAGACUUCGCUCCGGAGGGCAUCACAAAGGUCCACCUCGACUCUCCAGAUGAGAAUUUCAUGGAAUUCGUCCCAACCUUCGAUGUAGUCGUUCUCUCCUCGGGUCACUGGUUCGCCAAGCAAUCGGUCUACGUGUUGAAUAACCAAAUCGUGGGAGGACAGCUGUGGUGGCCUGACAAGUCUCGGGAAGCUAAAAUCAACAACAUCGAAGCUUUCGGGGUAUCAGUAGAGACCAUUGUGGCGUCGAUGCUCACACACCCAAAUUUCACUGGGUUGACCAUCCUGCGGUCAUAUUCACCCGACCACUACGAAGGUGGGGCCUGGAACACUGGUGGCUCCUGCACUGGGAAGACGAGGCCUCUGGAGCCUAAACAGCUGAUGAAGAAUGACUACACCGACAUAAUGCACGAGAAGCAAAUGACAGGGUUUCGUCGUGGGAUCGUGAAGAAGACGAAUAAAUCAAAGUUUGUAAUGAUGGACAUUACUGGAGUGUUCAGUUAUCGGCAUGAUGGGCAUCCGGGGCCAUACCGGAGUCUUGAUCCAAACAAGAGGACUCAAUUUGGCCCGGAUGGAAAGCCUCCCCCGCAGGAUUGCUUGCACUGGUGCAUGCCUGGUCCAAUCGAUACGUGGAAUGAACUCGUGCUCGAGAUCAUAAGGAGAGAACAUGAAGGCAAAAAGAGCUCCUCAUCUUGAGGAGGAGAUGCCAGUUGAAAGGGAAAGAGGCCGGUCAACCAGCGGGACUUAACUUAUAUUGUAGAAUGAGGUUUUGUAGCCUAGUCCUUACUCCCUUCACCUCUGUUUUCCUUUGUUGCCUCAUUUGUUGUUUUGUUUGUUCACCAUAGAAGAAGGUAAGUCUUUAUUAGAAUUCAGCUGCUGUACCAGAUAGAGCAUUGUUGUGGCUAGUAUGCCUCCUUACAAGGGCCUCUGCACUUUGUAUACACGAUGGAUUCACAAUAAAUGAGAACAUGCUUGUUCUUCACUCCCAAGAGAUUCACCAUCGUUGCUUUAUCUUUCAAUAGUCUAUUAAUUUGGGAUCUCUGUCUGCUAUUUUCUUAAAACUUUUGGCAGGAUGAAGAGUGGAUGAGAAAUCUCAUGCCCAAGCUGCUCAGCAUGUUAGGGGGCUAUACUUUGCUUGUCCUUUACUCCUUAGAAAGACCCAAAUAAAAAAUUCUCAAAAUU
Messenger RNA from Linum trigynum, 3433 nucleotides. Lineage: Eukaryota; Viridiplantae; Streptophyta; Magnoliopsida; Malpighiales; Linaceae. The record is from the annotation of a GenBank genome assembly.